Messenger RNA from Xyrauchen texanus (razorback sucker), 2444 nucleotides. Its product is annotated as septin-5-like. The transcript has 11 exons. Bases 176 to 1147 code for a protein of 323 amino acids. Gene Ontology annotation, biological process: cytoskeleton-dependent cytokinesis; regulation of exocytosis. Gene Ontology annotation, molecular function: GTPase activity; GTP binding; molecular adaptor activity. Lineage: Eukaryota; Metazoa; Chordata; Actinopteri; Cypriniformes; Catostomidae. Gene Ontology annotation, cellular component: synaptic vesicle; cell division site; septin complex. The record is from RefSeq and is a predicted model, not a curated record.
GGUUUGUUUGAAUUAAUCGCUCUGGUUUUCUAAACGCGUGAAUGGGCGUCUGCAUCCUUGGACCGCACCGCAUCACACAACAGAGGAUGGAGAGGAGAAAGAGUAUGUCGGUUUCGCCACCCUCCCAAACCAAGUGCACAGGAAGUCGGUUAAAAAAGGCUUUGAUUUCACACUCAUGGUGGCAGGGGAGUCCGGUCUGGGAAAGUCCACCCUGGUCAGCAGCUUGUUCCUCACAGAUUUAUACAAGGACAGGAAGCUACUGAAUGCUGAAGAGCGCAUUAAUCAGACAGUGGAGAUCAUCAAACACACUGUUGACAUUGAAGAAAAAGGUGUUAAGCUGAAAUUGACCAUUGUGGACACACCGGGUUUUGGAGACGCUGUUAAUAAUACAGAGUGCUGGAAAGCCAUUACUGACUAUGUCGACCAGCAGUUUGAGCAGUACUUUCGAGAUGAAAGCGGCUUGAACAGAAAGAAUAUCCAGGAUAACCGUGUACAUUGCUGCCUGUACUUCAUCCCUCCGUUUGGACAUGGAUUGAGGCCAGUGGAUGUGGAGUUUAUGAAGGCGCUACAGGACAAGGUCAACGUGGUUCCACUCAUUUCCAAGGCUGACUGUCUGACACCAGCAGAGAUGAGGAAGAUGAAGGACAGGGUGAGAGAGGAAAUUGAGAAGUUUGGAAUCAAAGUGUACCAGUUCCCAGACUGCGAUUCCGAUGAGGAUGAGGAGUUUAAACAACAGGACCAAGAACUGAAGGAAUGCACCCCAUUUGCCGUGAUUGGGAGCAACACAAUAGUGGAUGUCAAAGGUCAACGUGUGAGAGGGAGACUUUACCCAUGGGGCAUUGUGGAAGUGGAGAAUCAGUCCCAUUGUGAUUUCGUCAAGCUGAGAAACGUGUUGAUUCGCUCACACAUGCAUGACCUGAAAGACAUUACAUGUGACGUGCACUAUGAAAACUACCGGGCACAGUGCAUACAGCAAAUGACAAGCAAACUGGCCCAGGACAAUCGUGUGGAGAGCCCCGUCCCUAUACCACUGUCCACCCCUGAUGUAGAGACAGAGAAGCUUAUAAAGAUGAAAGAUGAAGAGUUGCGGAGAAUGCAGGAGAUGCUUCUGAAAAUGCAACAGCAGAUGCAUGAACAGGACCUGUGAACGAAGCCCAAUCAGCAGAGAUUUAACUUCUGCUUGUCGACAAUUUUACACAAGCAAACAUCACACUUCAACAACACACUGAAAGUUAAGAGAGAUAGGAGAUGGGAGCAAAUACAAAUUUUUGUAUGCAAGGGUGUAGAUUUGGAUUAUACGCUGUUUUAUAAGCAUUUGUAUGUUUCCAUUGAUCAUGGUAUAAAUAUUGGUUGGGGGUUGUAAUUGCUUGUUUUUAUUAUUGGGGGGGUGUUACCUCCCCCCGUCCCCCAACGGAAUCUACGCCCCUGUUUGUAUGUUAGGACGCAGUACACUGAUAUGAAAGCAUGGGUUGAGCACUACAGUUUCAACAGGGUCUAGAUUUCUAAAGCAAGUUCUAAGUUGAAAUAUUUAGUCACAAAAAUCUUGUGAUCAAUUUGAAUUGUUUUCACACUUUGUACAGACUACAUGGUUCUUUAUGACUGUUUCCAUGGCAAUGACUUCUUAAUGCACAAGUAGUCAUCAGACAUUAGUCUUGUUCUUUUGCUUAGAGUUUUUGUUUACAAUUAUGUGUGUUACCCAAUUUUUGUAUGCUUAGUUUUUCAUGAGUGUGCGUGUAUGUGUGUGCAUCUGUGCCGAUUUGCUUAAAACUAAGUAUUUAGGUGAUUUUAAACAUUUUGUAGCUGCAACACCAACAGUUAAUAAUGAUCAAAAUAUUGUAGCUGUAUUGUAGCAAAACUACUAUGCUAUGGAGCAUCGUUAAUCAGUAAUAUAUACUUUCUUCACGAGAUGUAUUUAUUUUUAUUGUGGUCUUUAAAGGCCUUAUCAGAGCACGCUUCAGUUGCAAACUUGAAUUGGGAACGAUUACUGCACUAACUCCAAUUUUAGAGUUGCUGAGAAUUGCUAAGAUUUUUCUCUUAAAGAGACAACCUUUUCUCUGCUUUCUUUAGUAUAUCAUUUAUAGAUGGUUUAGUCAUAAUAGGCCACUUAUAAGAGCAAAAUGCCUGUCCUAAAAUUCAAAAUUAUUCAUGACAUUUAGCACUGAUGUAACAUCAAAUAUAUAAUCACAAAACCAGAUACUGGACCAUCUUUGACUAGGGAGGCUCUUAUGUUUUUUUUUUAUAUCACUUGAAUGUGUAGUUUUAGAUGGAUGCAAUGAGGUUUCAAUAUGUAUGCCCUGUAUGUGUUUAGUCAAGCUAUUCCCAUGAGCAUGAUAAAUACACCAUAAAAACCUUGUAUAUCUCUAGAAAUGUAUGUUUAAUUUCUCUUUCAGGAGGCAAAUGCAGCUAUUUCACUGUUAUUAUUAAUUAAUUGUGAUAAACGUUUC